Molecule: messenger RNA, 486 nt
Organism: Staurois parvus
Lineage: Eukaryota; Metazoa; Chordata; Amphibia; Anura; Ranidae
Source: the annotation of a GenBank genome assembly
CUCCUUGCAGUCGGUCUUGAUGCCGCUGGUAAAACAACAAUUCUGUACAAGCUGAAGCUCGGAGAGAUUGUCACAACCAUCCCAACGAUUGGUUUCAAUGUGGAAACGGUAGAAUACAAAAAUAUCUGUUUCACUGUCUGGGAUGUUGGUGGUCAGGAUAAAAUCCGACCCCUAUGGAGGCAUUACUUCCAGAAUACACAGGGCCUCAUUUUUGUUGUAGAUAGUAAUGACAGAGAGCGAAUCCAGGAAGCAUCGGAAGAGUUACUGAAAAUGCUUUCGGAAGACGAGCUGAGAGAGGCAGUGUUGUUGGUGUUUGCAAACAAACAAGAUUUGCCCAAUGCCAUGGCCAUCAGUGAGAUGACUGACAAGCUGACACUUCAGACACUCCGUAACAGGAUUUGGUACGUGCAAGCAACAUGUGCAACUCAGGGCACGGGUCUCUAUGAAGGACUGGACUGGCUAUCUAAUGAGCUUUCCAAGCGUUAA